This is a messenger RNA of Daphnia magna, 2786 nucleotides long. RefSeq lists its product as uncharacterized. Lineage: Eukaryota; Metazoa; Arthropoda; Branchiopoda; Diplostraca; Daphniidae. Bases 1648 to 2742 code for a protein of 364 amino acids. The transcript is spliced from 3 exons. The record is from RefSeq and is a predicted model, not a curated record.
GUCUUAUCUGCUUAAUACUACAGACUGUCAAAUUGUCAAGGUUCAAGGAGUGUGUAUUUUUAAAUAGAAUUGAUAAUUUUUCGCCAUCAUUCGUUUUGAAAUAAGGUUUUGAGUCAGGAUACCACAAAUGAAUUAACAAGCUGUGUGUGUCAUCGCAUCAGUAGCAGCUUAAGCUGCUUAUAGUAGCAUGAAGAUUAUGGUGGAGUGAUAAUUCAUCGUAUACUUAAACCAUUUUAAAGAUCAUGGCACCAAUUAAACGGCCAAAGCGUUACGGAAGAUACGGUGCAGAGCCAGGUGGCGAAGCCUGCAACAUCCCUCGAAGCACAUUUAAUGGGCGGCUGAGGACCACUGGAGGACAGUCACAAAUAGUCGAAAUGCCCUCUUCCGCACGAGCAGCAGAAAUAAAUGGAGACAACAACAGAAAUAUAGACGAAGACAACCGUGAUCCUCUACCACUACAUCAUCCAUACAUCACGAAUUCAGAUGACGAGUUGGAUGCAAACACACAGUGUGUGGUGGUUGCAGGUGACGAAGAAGCGCACAGCCAUCAGCAAUCGACGCCUUCUCCAACAGUAACGGAUGAUGAACCUAUCCACCCUUCACUUGUUUUGGGUAAAGGAGAAUUACUAUCUCUAAUUCUAGCUUCCUAAUCCGCUAUAUGUUGUCAAAGUCUUGCCUUGAUUGCUUGUUGCACUUGUUAUAUUUAAUGGUGCCAGGAUGUGUUCCAUAGAAUAAUUAUUUCUUUGAUAAAAUCAUUGGCAACUUCACGUCACACAGCAUUGUUCUUCAUUUCAAGUGUCCCGCCUGUGAGGGCUAUCUCGGCAGGGAAGAAGUUACCCAUCUAUAUUGUACGCUUUGCGAUUUAAACUAUGAAAGGAAGGAGCUUGAAAAGAAACACAGUUAUUUCCUUUCAAGUUCAUUAGAAUCACAAUUACGCGAUAUGUUGGAAAAUACUAAUCUGUGGGAUCACAUUUCAAAAGUUAAGCAAGACAUUCUACGUGGAAAUUUCAACGGUUAAAUAGGAGAAGUUUAUACUUGUGGUUCAUACCAGAGGCCUAAAGUUAAAUCGUUCCUGUCUGCUGGGGACAAUUUCACGGCGACAUUCAGCACGGACGGUGUCCGUUAUUCAAAAUCAUCAAAUAAGGAAUUUUGGCCAGUAACUGUAACGAUUAACGAGUUAAAUGUAUUUUUGAAACCCUCUUUUAUGGCAUUGACAGCACUGUGGUCUGAAUCGAAGCCCAAACCAGAAACAUUUAUUCUCCCUUUUGUCCAAGAAGUUCAAAAACUAGAUCACGAAGGUUUCACCUGGAUACGGAACGGUAUUAGUCAUGUCUCUCGCGUUAGACUCAUUAUUGGUGUAAUAGACGCUCCGGCACGUACAAUGGUUGCAAAUAUUAAUCAAUUUAACGGGGAAUAUGGUUGUGGGUAUUGUCUUGACACCGGAACUAGAGUUAAGAAAGGAAAUGGUCAUGUUCAGGUCUAUCCUAAAAAAACUCCUCUGCCCGAACUAAGAACUCAUGCCAUGACUUUACAACAUGCCACCAUUUGUGCUGAACGAAACUUGACGCAUUUUCAUGGGGUGAAGGGGCCAUCUAUUCUAUUUCUUCUUCCGUUUUUCAAUGUUCUAUCUGGGCUCGCCCCAGAUAUAUGCAUUGCUCGUUGUUGGGUGCCACAUUUCAAUUUCUAAAGUUGUGGCUAACAUCAACUGGUGCUCCUUAUUAUAUACAACGUGCCGAAUGGAUUGACCAAGUUUUAUUAUCAAUCAAACCGCAAAACCAAAUAAGACGAACCCCAAGAUCGAUCGCAAAAUUCCUCUAUGUGUUGAAAGCUAGUGAGCACCGAAAUUGGCUCUUAUUUCACUCUCCAAUUGCUCUCAAAGGGAUCCUUAGUAGUACUUAUUACAAUCAUUGGCUAUUAUUGGUAAAUACAUUUCGCUUAUUGUUGGGGAAAAAUUUAACAAUUUUAGAUUUAGCCACGGCUAGGAUGCUUAUCCACAGAUUCAUUGAAUUAGUACCUAGUUUAUAUGGGCAGGAGAAUUCUAGCUACAACAUACAUAUUCUUCAACAUGUAAUCGAACAUGUUGAACGCUGGGUAGCUCCAUGGUCCAGUUCAUUCUUUAUAUUUGAAGAUGCCGGAGACAUGUUAAAAAAUGAAUUUCACGGUAUAACCUUCGUCAACCAUCAAAUAUUUGGCCGUUCUUUAGCAAGAAGAAAUUAUAGAAAUAUUAGUAGAAAAUUCAUUGCUUUUGCAGCUGAUGUAGUGCGUGACUUUUACGAGUUCCUAGAUUCACCUUUGUCAUUUCACGUAGACGAAUCAGCUAAUUUUAUUUGCCAGCCACUUGGGGGAAAGGAAAUUGUGUUGUUGUCAGCAUCUGAAUGGUUAGCUGUGAAAACCGUUUUACCAAAUUUAAACUGCAUGUUUGCCUUUUCUUACAAGAGAAUGGCAAUCAUAGGGCAACAAUUUUCAACAAAGUUUUACAGUGAAAAUGAUAAAAGAGAUAACUCGGUUGUUUCGCACGGUGAAAAUGUGCGGAAAGUUUAUGAGAUUCUUAAGAUUGUUCUAUUAAAUACAAAAUGUAAUUGCCGGAAUGAUAAAAAUUGUCUGAUUAAAAUAAAAGAUCGGACAGGGCAGCAAUCUGAUUAUUCAAAUGUGAUAGUAUUAGCCAAACAGUUAGCUUUAAGUCAAGUGCCCUCCAUUUAUGAUCCUGUUUCCUCCCUUAAACUUCCUUCAUACAAGAAGUGAAGAGAAAUGUUGUAUCCCCAAUAGGGGUGUUCGAUUUUUUUUUU